Molecule: messenger RNA, 634 nt
Organism: Leptopilina heterotoma
Lineage: Eukaryota; Metazoa; Arthropoda; Insecta; Hymenoptera; Figitidae
Exons: 3
Coding region: 2-634 (210 amino acids)
Source: RefSeq, a predicted model, not a curated record
AAUGCCGAACGUAUGUGCAGUUGCUGGUUGCAAAAAUAAGUAUGAUAAAAAUAAACCAGCUUUAAGUAUGUUUACUUUUCCGAAAACUGAAUUUUAUCGCAAACAGUGGCUUAAAGUUUGCAAAAACCCAAAAAUCAACGUAAAAUACGUUGAAUGUCCAAAAGAUUAUGUACCGAAUAAUAAUGAAGUGGACCUACUUGAAUCAUUAGAGAAAGAAAUGGCAGUUGAAAAAAUGGCUGAAGAAGGCUUAAAAUAUAUUGCAGGAUACGUUGCAUAUCGUUUUGGGAAAGAUGAUUCACUUGGUUGUCACACAUCCAGAUUGACAGAGCAACCUGAUAAUGACUGGAUCUGUCAUUUGUCUAAGGGAUAUCUAAAAUAUCCUUCAGAUAAAUUGCUUGUGGCAGCCAAGAUCAUGGAAGAGGAGUUUCAGUCUUUUCAUGGCUUAUCGUUUUCCAAGGAAAACAAAAUUUAUCAAAAAGUUGCAAAUAAGGUUAGUGAUAAAUUAGAGGAUAAAUUAGAUAUAAAGGUAUUAUUGUGUCUGCGCUUCAAUAUGGUCGUCGCUUCAGGUAAUCGCUAUGAACGCGCUAGGCGGCCGUUGAUGGUAACUAAUAAGAUAGUUAUCACCCAUCGGUAA